AAGACUCCCGCGUAACCUUAUCGACUUUAUCCGACCAUCAACAGUCGAUCGAUCGACCAAAACAAGAGAGAGAGAGAGAGAUCAUCAAUGUCCAUCGCCGCGUCGCUCUCCGCUUCUCUAUCUACGCCUACUGCACAUUCGACAUUCGAAUUCCACCAAAACUGCGUCGCAAGAAAAUGGAGGACCAGAGCUUCCUCCGCCGCUCCUGGCGUCGACUUGACUACACUCGAAUCCGCUAUUGCCAAGAAAGACAGUGAUGCUGUUAAAGAGGCACUUGAUCAGCUGACCAAAGUAGGCUGGGCCAAAAAGUGGAGUUCUCAACCAUAUGUUUCACGUCGUAUGACCUCUCUUCGGGAGUUGACCACUCUUGGAAUUAAGAAUGCAGAGAACCUUGCAAUCCCAAGUGUUAGAAAUGAUGCAGCUUUUCUCUUUACAGUGGUAGGGACAACAGGCUUUGUGGGUGUUCUUGCUGGCCAGCUUCCUGGGGAUUGGGGAUUCUUCGUGCCAUACUUGGUUGGGAGUAUUUCUUUAGUAGUUUUGGCUGUGGGAAGCAUUUCACCUGGGCUUCUUCAAGCUGCGAUUGGUGGAUUUGCAUCCUUUUUUCCUGAUUACCAAGAGAGGAUUUCUAGGCAUGAAGCAGCUCAUUUCUUAGUUGCCUACUUGCUUGGCCUUCCUAUAUUGGGAUAUUCUUUGGAUAUUGGAAAAGAGCAUGUUAAUCUCAUCGAUGAAAAGCUGGAAAAGCUUAUAUACAGUGGACAGCUUGAUGCAAAGGAAUUAGACAGGUUGGCAGUUGUAGCUAUGGCUGGACUGGCAGCUGAAGGUCUUCAGUACGAUAAAGUGGUCGGCCAAUCUGCCGAUCUUUUCACUCUUCAGAGACUCAUAAACAGGAGCAAGCCGCAGAUUAGCAAAGAACAGCAGCAAAAUCUUACCAGAUGGGCUGUUCUGUUCGCGGCUUCCCUCCUAAAGAAUAACAAGGUAAUUCACGAGACCCUAAUGUCAGCAAUGGCGAGGAAGGCAACUGUGUUAGAGUGCAUCGACGCAAUUGAGAAGGCUGCAUAACUGAUUAAAAUAUCUCUGGAGCUCUAAAUGAUUGUAUUCGAGGAAGAGAAAUACAAAUAUGCAGAUAGUACGACACCUCAUGCAAAUACAGAUUUUUUCAGUUACCUAAAUUUUCUGUUGAGAAAUAUUAAGGACAUCUAUUUGUUUUCUCUCUCACAAAAGAUGGUAAGACCUAUGAACUCUGGCGCCUACUGUGAACUUGUAAGAGAUGAUAUGGAAAAUAUAUGAAAGAGUGGAUGCAUUCCCAAA
Messenger RNA from Rhododendron vialii, 1308 nucleotides. RefSeq lists its product as uncharacterized. The record is from RefSeq and is a predicted model, not a curated record. The transcript has 10 exons. Gene Ontology annotation, molecular function: ATP-dependent peptidase activity; metalloendopeptidase activity; ATP binding. Gene Ontology annotation, biological process: proteolysis. Bases 88 to 1059 code for a protein of 323 amino acids. NCBI's taxonomy places the organism in Eukaryota, Viridiplantae, Streptophyta, Magnoliopsida, Ericales, Ericaceae.